This is a messenger RNA of Calliphora vicina (urban bluebottle blowfly), 2334 nucleotides long. RefSeq names its product dissatisfaction (gene dsf). Gene Ontology annotation, biological process: regulation of transcription by RNA polymerase II; anatomical structure development; cell differentiation. The record is from RefSeq and is a predicted model, not a curated record. Gene Ontology annotation, molecular function: RNA polymerase II cis-regulatory region sequence-specific DNA binding; nuclear receptor activity; zinc ion binding. Lineage: Eukaryota; Metazoa; Arthropoda; Insecta; Diptera; Calliphoridae. The transcript has 5 exons. The coding region runs from base 1 to 2334 and encodes 777 amino acids.
AUGACAAACGUGUCCCUAGACGAAUGUAACUCACCCACCAACGAUACAGAGAAGCGUGAUCGCCUUUUGGAUAUACCUUGCAAAGUGUGCGGUGAUCGCAGUUCGGGUAAACAUUAUGGCAUUUACAGUUGUGAUGGUUGUUCCGGUUUCUUUAAACGCAGCAUCCAUCGUAAUCGCAUUUACACUUGUAAAGCAACUGGUGAUAUGAAGGGCCGCUGUCCCGUGGAUAAAACUCAUCGCAAUCAAUGUAGAGCAUGUCGGCUGGCAAAAUGUUUUCAAUCUGCCAUGAACAAAGAUGCGGUACAACAUGAAAGGGGACCACGAAAACCAAAACUACAUCCUCAGCUGCAUCAUCAGCAUCAUCAGCAUCCGGCUCAUCAUCAUGCCCAUCAUCAUCAUUUGAAUGGUUUGGCGGGCCAUCCUCAUGGUCCCUAUCAUGCACAUGCAGCCCACUUACCGGUAUCUUUGGUUACAAAUGUCUCGGCUUCUUUUAAUUAUACAUCGCAUAUUUCUACACAUCAUCCAACGGCUGGUUUUCAUGGACCACCCCAUCCUACAGCUUUCCACCAUCCUGGCCUGGGACCCAAUACCAACGGGGGAGGACAACAUGUGCCACCGCCUCAUUUGGCUUUUCCUCCACACUUACUGCCUCAAAUGCAUCACAAUCUUAUAGCCGAGGCUACUAGUAAAUUGCCGGGCUUGGCAGGCUCUGCCAACAAUAUAGUGCCAACAUCUUCCGCAUCCACGCUUAAUCAUCAUAACCAAAACAGUGGAGUACCCACCUAUGAUUUGACCAACAGUCGUGGUGAUGGCUCCUCAGCGGGUAGUGCUGGUGCCGCCAGCAAUAACAGUUUAGAGUUUUAUAAUAAAACCAUGAAUCAAAACUAUUCAUCACCCUCACCAACAGCUUCAAUACAAUCAAUAUCAUCGGUAGGUGGACGUUCUUCAUUGGGCAGUGAAUCGCCUAGAGUAAAUGUUGAAACUGAAACACCUUCAGCUACUCCACCACCCAUGUCGCCCAGCAACUCACCAGGACCACAAGAGCCCCUAUCACCCACAGACACCAAUCGUACUUCAAGCUCACAUUCGCCCAUUAUUUUAAAUAGUCCUCUUAGUUUGAGCCAUCAUCACCACCUCCACCAGCAUCACAACAACAAUAAUAAUAACAACAACUCAUCAUAUAACAAUCGUAAUUUAAACCUGCUCAAUGCCUCACCUUCCUCCUCGCCCACUCGCUUGGCCCAAUCACCAUUACAUCUGACAGCCUUUACACAGAUACAAAAACGUUCGUCACCCACAACCCUGCACAAUAUUGCAUCCCUACAAGCGAACCCUCAUAUUGGUUUAGUAGCACUACCAUCACUACCACCCAACUCUUCCCAUCAACAGGCCACAGCUACUCUAACACCUACAACUUGCCAGCCAACAACACCAGGCCAUCAACCACCACCACCACCUCCACCCUCUUCGUCGACUACCUCCUCUUCCUCAACAGCCUCACAUAGCCAGCAUACACAUGCUGCCGCUGCUUUGUAUGCUGCACGUCAAAAUGGUUUCAUUGAAUUGCUGCUUAGUCCGGAUAAAUGUCAGGAAAUCAUUCAAUAUCAAGUACACAAUUCCAUUUUGUUUCCACCGUUGCCACAACAAUUAAUUGGCUUGGAUUCACGUUUGUUGUCCUGGGAAAUGUUGCAGGAGACUACGGCCCGUUUGUUGUUCAUGGCUGUGCGUUGGGUGAAAUGUUUAAUGCCAUUUCAAACCUUGUCAAGGAGUGAUCAAAUAUUAUUGUUGCAGGAAUCUUGGAAAGAGUUAUUCCUCCUCAACUUAGCCCAAUGGAUCACCCCUCUUGAUCUAGCUCCAAUUUUCGAAUCACCCAUGAUCAAAGAGCGUCUGCCACAAGACGAUCAAACCGAAGCGGAAAUCAAAACCAUACAAGAUGUACUCUUAAGAUUUCGUCAGAUAGCACCGGAUGGCAGUGAAGUGGGUUGUAUGAAGGCCAUAGCUUUAUUUACACCCGAUGUACCUGGUCUGUGUGAUAUACAGCCCGUCGAAAUGUUACAAGAUCAAGCUCAGUGUAUAUUAACCGAUCAUGUUAGACUGAGAUAUCCGAGACAAGCUACACGAUUUGGACGUUUAUUGCUGCUGCUGCCCUCGUUGAGAACAAUACGAGCAUGUACUAUAGAAAGUUUAUUCUUUAAGGAAACUAUUGGUAAUGUGCCAAUAGCGAGAUUGUUAAGAGAUAUGUAUACUAUGGAACCAACAGCCACGGCAGCUGGUGUGGGGGGUAAUUCAGCUAUUUCGGGGGCCUUGAAUGGUAUUCAACAACAGGAGAAGUAA